AUGAACGAUGGAAAACCGGGAGAUCCGCUCGCUUCGCGGAGACAUGUCAAGAUUUUGUCCAGUGCGUCCGAAGUGAGUUUGGAAUUUCCGGCUACAGUUUCUUAGAUGCCAAUAAAUCGCGACAAUUCCUCGGUCGGCUCCAUUGCCAGCGUUUAUCAGCAAAAUCUUUAUGAUGACGAAUACUCGGCGGAGAAAAUGCGUGCCAAAGGGUUCUGCAAUAACGAUGGCACACCGUGGAUCGACUGCUUGUAAGUGGAAAAGCUACAAUUAGAAGAAAUAUCGCAAAAAUGAAAGGUUUCCACAAAUUUUUUGAAAAUUUUAUCUUUUUUGGUGAAAAAAGAUGAUUUUUCGUAUAAAAUGUCUCCAAAGUGAAGAUCGUUCGAUCGCCAGAUUUUCCUUCUACAAUUUUGAAAUAGAUUUCAGUAGAUAGCAACCGAUUUUUCUUUAAAAAAAUAUCUUUUCCCCCAUUUUAGGCCAAAAGAUGAAGCCGCCUUGUUCAAAAAAGGCCUGGUCAACCGAGAGUGCAAACGACAGACCUACCGAUGCAGUGAUCCGCAAUUUUUGGACACUGUCGAGAUGCUCAAUCAACAUUUGAUUGACGAACAUGGCCGACCAGUCCCGAGAAAAUGGUACAUUUUUUUAAUACAUAAGGUCCAAAAAAUUUUCAAAAAAAUAAAAAAAAAUUUGUACAAAAAUGAAAAUUUUUUCUAGUCCUGUGACUGCUGACGAGUUAUUUGAGCGUGGAUAUACCGACAAGAGUGGCCAGUUCCACAAGGACAGUGCAGUUCACAUCCUGGAGUGCUUCUUUGAGGAGAUUCGGAACUACAGCAAAGGCCUUUUCCAUCCGAAUGGAGAUGUUUACAGUAAUGACACCACGGAGUAAGCUGUUUUUAAAUCCUUUGAGGGAAAAAUACAAGUUGCAAAAAAAAUUUUUUUUGUUAAAAAGAAUCUUGAUCUCCAGAUUUUGUCAAAAAAUUUUCUUUUCUUCAGACCCUCCACUUUGACUAUCCCGGAACGCCCCAAAAAAUCGAGAUCCAAGACCAAUUCGGAACGCUCGGCCAAAAAAUCCGUCUCCAAGUCCAAGAGAACGGACACUAGCAGUUCUGGAAUCACCUGGGAUUCCAAUGUGGAUUAUUACGCCAAGAAAAGCCCGGGUUUGGUGACCAAUGAAACGCAGCGCUCGGACUCGGACCGCUCUGAAAUUUCGCUCACGCCCAGGAAUGGGUACCGAGGGUAGGUUGUAGACUGAAUUUUUUUGUCAUUCUUUGGCUGGUUUAGAGCGAUUUAAAAAAAAAAAAUUUUUUAAUUUUUCAAAAAUUUGGCCAAAAUUUGCAAUUUUUUUGUCAUCAAAAUUUAUUAAAAAACCAAAAAAUUGAUGACAUUUUUGCCAAAUUUCAUUGUCAUUUGAGCAGUCCGCCUUAAAAAAGGUGUAAAAAUCCAUUUUUAUUAUAUGAAUUCAAUAUGUCAGCACUUCCAGUAACCCUAGUCGGAUUCGAAUUCCGUCCAAGCCGUCGACUCGCCGAGCGGGUUCGGCCCCAAAUUCCAGCGAGCUGAGCAACGAUCUGGCCAAGGAGUUGGCCAAGGACCCGGGCGUUCGCCGCUCGGACAAACAGUUUGCGAUCGGAAUGGAGUAUGGAAGUGAUCAGGACCCGGGAAAGUUGAAGUACUAUUUCCUGAAGAACGGGCGUCUUUACGAGCUGGAUUCCAGCGCCGGCCAGCUCACGGUGGAGGUGGGAUCGGGGAUUUGUGGAGUCAGAACGAAGAGCAAGAAGAAGAAAGGAAAGGAAUAA
Bursaphelenchus xylophilus (pine wood nematode) is the source of this 1790-nucleotide messenger RNA. Lineage: Eukaryota; Metazoa; Nematoda; Chromadorea; Rhabditida; Aphelenchoididae. The record is from the annotation of a GenBank genome assembly.